AUGUGGAUAGUGAAUGUUAUAUCAGUCAUCAGUUUUACCAGCAUAUUGUCUACAACGACCGGAUUGCGAUGUUUAACAUGUAAAGAUGACAGAAGGUUAACCGAUUGCUACUGGAGAACACCAUCAAGUUGUUCAGAUGGUGUAGAGAGCUGUUACCUAGAAGUGAGUGUACUGCGGACGUUGGACACAGUAUUUAAUGCUGGAUGUCGUUCUGUUCAGGUUUGUCAAUUACUGGAUACAUUGAACAAAGAUAAUGUAAAUGCAAACACCGCCAGUGUAGACAAGCGAUUGUCAAGUCCUUAUGCAGGCACUGCAUGUGCUCAGUGUUGUUCACAAUCAACAACAGACCACCAAAUGCCAUGUAAUACAGCUUUGUGUAACCAAAGACCAAAUUUGAGAAUUUUCUUCGGUCUGAUUGGUAAAAGAAAUAGUAAAGAGUAAAUAAAAAUGUAAUCAAUAAUUCUCGUGUCCAUAUGUAAAAAAAGGACUACUUGGAUAUUGUAUUUUCCUCUAUCGUUAUUCUCAUGUUUUCUU
This is a messenger RNA of Mytilus californianus (California mussel), 534 nucleotides long. RefSeq lists its product as uncharacterized. NCBI's taxonomy places the organism in Eukaryota, Metazoa, Mollusca, Bivalvia, Mytilida, Mytilidae. Bases 1 to 441 code for a protein of 146 amino acids. The record is from RefSeq and is a predicted model, not a curated record. The transcript has 6 exons.